Molecule: messenger RNA, 703 nt
Organism: Saccostrea echinata
Lineage: Eukaryota; Metazoa; Mollusca; Bivalvia; Ostreida; Ostreidae
Exons: 2
Coding region: 125-499 (124 amino acids)
Source: RefSeq, a predicted model, not a curated record
UGACGUCAUAAUGGUUCAAGCACCAAAGAGAGUGUGAUCUUCCGGUAGAUUUGUCAUUAUUACAUCACAAUAGUCAUGACGUCACAAUAAUAUACAUUCUGUUGUUGGAUACAUGUAAAACAUCAUGGGUAUCUUUCAGAGUUGUCUUGCCAAACAUAACCGGGUAGGAGUGAUGGGGAGGGAGGAAAUGGAGACGUAUGAAAAGGUACGCCGGACCAUGAUCACGGAGGAUUUGACCGAGAGGAAGGGCGGAGUGGCUUUUGAUCUAACCUUUCUCACCGAGGAAUCAGCACUAAAGCUGCAACCCAGACCACCUAGCCGAUUGACCAAUGACAAAAAAGAGAAUUUUGAAUUUUGGAGAGAAAACCAAGAGAAGACACAGGCAGAGAAACAGAUGAGGGCCCAACAGAAACGAGAAGAGGCUAUUGUGCAGAAAAGGAUUGAAAACGCACACAAAGAAAUGGAGCGACUUGAAAAAUAUGUCAAUCUCAGUGAGUGAAUUGAUUAAUACGGAUUUGCAUAAGAUUUACCAAAAACAUUUUACAAGUAUUUAUAAAUUGCAAAUCCUUUGGAACCAAAGUGGGGACACACUGUGCUCUUUUUUCUGCGCUUCUAAUUGCUCUGUUUGACUGUUAAUUUUACUCUUUUCCUUCUAGACAUGUAUCCUUCCGUGGUCUUCUCUUUUUAUAAUUUGUUUUUUGCA